AUGUUGCAUAAAUGUGGUGGUGCACCGUUGGCUAUAAUCACAAUGGCUAGCUUGCUUGUUGGUAGACCAGUGGAGUUUUGGUCUAAGGUGUACAACUCAAUUGGUUUUGGAAAUGAAGAUAACAAAGAUGUCAACAACACGAGGAAGAUACUUUUAUUUAGCUACUAUGAUCUGCCUUGCUAUCUAAGGACUUGCUUAUUGUAUAUGAGCAUAUAUCCAGAAGAACAUCUAAUCGAGAAAGAUAGUCUGAUAUGGAAGUGGGUUGCCGAGGGUUUUAUUCAUGAGGAAGCAGGGGUAGGAUUAUAUGAGAUUGGUGAAAGAUAUUUCAACGAGCUGAUAAAUAAAAGCAUGAUACAACCGGUAGAUUCCCACCCGUAUGAUCGCACCAUUACAGGUUACUACGACAUCAUUACGGGUUGCCGUAUUCAUGAUAUGGUUCUUGACAUGAUCUGUCGGUUAGCAAAGCAAGAAAACUUUGUCACUGCAUUGUACAAUAAUGAGCAACAAGCAUAUACAGUACAUCACAAUGUCCGUAGGUUAGCUGUUGGAGACAAAAACUGUCUGGCUAACACAUGUAUGCCACAAGUAAGGUCAUUUAAUGUCUUGAGUAGCGAUGUUAAGCUGCCAUCACUUUCAUGCUUUCAAGUUUUACGUGUCCUAGCUCUAGAAGGUGAUACCUCUUCUGAACAUGACACUACUUGCCUUGAGCAUCUUGGAAAGUUAGUUCACUUGAGGUAUCUUGGACUAAGGAAUAUAAAUAUCAGUGAGCUCCCAAAGGAAAUAGGAGAUCUAAAAUUCUUACAGAUGUUGGAGAUGAAGGAUUGCAACAAACUACUGAAACUGCCACAGAGUAUUGGUCAAUUAAGUCAACUCAAGUGCCUGCGUGUUUACGCGGACCGGUUUUCGAUGCUGCAAUGUCUGGAAGACACAGCACUAGACUGGAUCAGAAACCUGACAUCUCUGGAAGAGUUAUGCUUAUUGAACGUCAGUGAGUCCUCAAACUUUGUGAAUGAUCUCGGAAAGCUGACAGAGUUGAGGAAGCUUUGCAUUGUAUCUUUACGGUUGAAGAGUGCGAGCUUGAUAAAAGAUUGGGAGGAGUCUCUAGACAAACUGCAGAAAAUUCAGGUCAUAGACAUUGGUUGGUUUAUAUAUAAAGAAGAAGGUGAUGCCACCUACUGCCGAGAAGGCUAUGCCCCCCCUCGCCAACUCCGUGUUCUGCAUAUGCAGUACAAACAACCUGGGCUGCCUAUAAAGAUUAGUCCAUCUCUUCAACCAAACCUCUCCCACUUAUCAUUACAAGUGAAUGCUCUAGAUGUGGAGAUCUUUGGAAGGUUCCCAGAGCUUGUUACUCUCCAGCUGGACGUGAAUACUUAUCACUAUGAUGUCACGGGAGCUCCAGGUGCAUUCCCCAAGUUGAGAGCUUUCAAGACGGAUGGAACGCCCCGUUUCCUUGGAGUAAUGCCAAACCUUGAAUAUCUCGAGUUCGUUGUCUCAAUUAUGGACCUCAACACUAAACCUGACUUUGGUAGCUUGGUGAAUCUCCCUAUGCUUCAGAGAGUUGUAAUUCUAGUAUGGUACAACUUUAAUGAAUUCGAUUCAGAGGAGGCUAAGGAUGUGGUGAGGGAGGCAAUCUUUUCUGGCCCCAGCGGUUUCACAUUUGAACUGAAGGGUUGGCAGUGUUAG
Messenger RNA from Triticum turgidum subsp. durum (durum wheat), 1683 nucleotides. The record is from the annotation of a GenBank genome assembly. NCBI's taxonomy places the organism in Eukaryota, Viridiplantae, Streptophyta, Magnoliopsida, Poales, Poaceae.